Molecule: messenger RNA, 9991 nt
Organism: Callithrix jacchus (white-tufted-ear marmoset)
Lineage: Eukaryota; Metazoa; Chordata; Mammalia; Primates; Cebidae
Product: DNA polymerase theta
Biological process (GO): DNA-templated DNA replication; double-strand break repair via alternative nonhomologous end joining
Molecular function (GO): DNA-directed DNA polymerase activity; ATP binding; DNA binding
Source: RefSeq, a predicted model, not a curated record
CUUUUGAGAUUUUUAGUGCUCUAGAAUUGCACAGCCUCUCCAGGUCAGGUUUGGGGCCUACUAGGUUUGCUUGGUGAAAUGAAUUGUGCACCUGUGUCAUGCAUGGUCACUGGUUUACGUUCAGAAACUGUUCGCCUCCACUUUUACAAAACAGAGUACACAGAUCCCUUACUAAGCUCUUGGCUCGUAACGAUCCCUGAGGUACAUUCAGAGCCCCAUCCUCGCGGCGUUCAUGCAGGUGUCUCAGGGGUCUGUCGGCCAGCAAUCCCCAAUUCCUCAUCACAUAUUCCUCACAAUGCAUGCUGGCUAAAAUGGAAAUUGCGUUCAGAAAUAGCCCUGCUUUGCCAUCAUACACUAGGAGAAAGGGGGAAAUUAUGUUCCAUUAGAAACCCUAGGCUCUCUUGCAUGCUUCGCAAUGUAAAAUAAUUUUUUACAAAACACCAAUACGUUAAGAAGAACUACUUCCUUCAUCUACCUACUAGGGGCAGCCCACUUUAUGCAGUUAGCACGGCCUUCCUACUCAAACUAGAAAUGGAUAAAAAGAGAAGGGUAAGUAUGGUUAUAACUGUGGAUUCUGUACCUUCCUCUUUAAUCUACGUCUCAUAUUAACUAACAAUGGAGGCCGGAGGCCGGAAGUCUUAGACACCAGCGAGAGCCGCUCCUUCCCGACGACUCUAUGGCUUUCCUCUUUAAGUCUCAUAUUCACUAACAACGGAGGCUGGAGGCCGGAAAUUUUAGACACCAGCGAGAGCGGCUUCUUCCCCACGACUCUAUGGCUUUCGGGUUACUUAAGCCACGGAGAACUCUAUGGUUCCGGGGCGGGCCGGGAGGUUUGAGUUUGAAGACAGGCGGGAAGAUGAUGACAGCACCUGUCGGCAGGCCAGGGUUCCCCCGAGUGGGAGGACGCUGGGACUGUGGCUUGCCCUGAUGUCCGAGUAAGGGUUUCCUAUGAAUCUUCUGCGUCGGAGUGGGAAACGGCGGCGUUCAGAGUCAGGCUCAGAUUCGUUGUCGGGAAGCGGCGGUGACAGCAGUGCCAGCCCCCAGCUCCUCUCCCUGACCGUGCUGAGCCCGCCGCCGGGCCUGGGUCGCUGCCUGAAGGAUCGCGGCCGUCAGUCAGCCGCAACUGCAGGAGAAUGCAAGCCUACCGCUCCCGACUGCCAAAUAGACAAGCUACUAUUGGCAAAUUGGGGACUUCCUAAAGCAGUUCUGGAAAAAUACCACAGUUUUGGUGUAAAAAAGAUGUUUGAAUGGCAGGCAGAGUGCCUUUUGCUCGGACAAGUCCUGGAAGGAAAGAAUUUAGUCUAUUCAGCUCCUACAAGUGCUGGGAAGACUCUUGUGGCAGAAUUACUUAUUUUGAAGCGGGUUUUGGAAAUGCGGAAGAAAGCUUUAUUUAUUCUUCCUUUUGUUUCUGUGGCUAAAGAGAAGAAAUACUAUCUCCAGAGUCUGUUUCAGGAAGUAGGAAUAAAAGUAGACGGUUAUAUGGGCAGCACCUCUCCAGCAAGGCAUUUCUCUUCCUUGGAUGUUGCAGUCUGCACAAUUGAAAGAGCCAAUGGUCUGAUCAAUCGCCUCAUAGAGGAAAAUAAGAUGGAUCUGUUAGGAAUGGUUGUUGUGGAUGAAUUACAUAUGCUGGGAGACUCUCACCGAGGGUAUCUGCUGGAACUUUUGCUGACCAAAAUUUGCUAUAUUUCUCGGAAAACAGCGUCUUCUCAGGCAGAUUUAGCCAGUUCUCUGUCUAAUGCUGUGCAAAUUGUUGGCAUGAGUGCUACCCUUCCUAAUUUGGAGGUUGUGGCUUCCUGGUUGAAUGCCGAACUCUACCAUACGGACUUUCGUCCUGUACCGCUUUUGGAGUCAGUAAAAGUUGGAAAUUCCAUAUAUGACUCUUCAGUGAAACUUGUGAGGGAAUUUCAACCCAUGCUACAAGUGAAGGGAGAUGAGGACCAUGUUGUUAGUUUAUGUUAUGAGACAAUUCGUGAUAACCAUUCAGUAUUACUUUUUUGUCCAUCGAAGAAAUGGUGUGAGAAGCUGGCAGAUAUCAUUGCUCGAGAGUUUUAUAAUCUACAUCAUCAAGCUGAGGGAUUGGUGAAAUCCUCAGAAUUCCCACCAGUCAUUCUGGAACAAAAAGACCUCCUGGAAGUGAUGGAUCAGUUAAGAUGUUUGCCUUCAGGACUGGACUCUGUAUUACAGAAAACUGUACCAUGGGGAGUAGCAUUUCAUCAUGCAGGUCUUACUUUUGAGGAGAGGGAUAUCAUUGAAGGAGCCUUUCGUCAAGGUCUCAUUCGGGUCUUGGCAGCAACUUCUACUCUUUCUUCUGGAGUGAAUUUACCUGCACGUCGUGUGAUUAUUCGAACUCCGAUUUUUGGUGGUCGACCUCUAGAUAUUCUUACUUAUAAGCAGAUGGUUGGUCGUGCUGGCAGGAAAGGAGUAGAUACCGUAGGUGAGAGUAUCUUAAUUUGUAAGAACUCUGAGAAAUCAAAAGGCAUAGCUCUCCUUCAGGGAUCUCUAAAGCCUGUUUGCAGCUGUCUGCAAAGACAAGAAGGAGAAGAAGUAACUGCCAGCAUGAUACGAGCUAUUCUGGAGAUAAUAGUUGGUGGAGUGGCAAGUACAUCACAAGAUAUGCAUACUUAUGCUGACUGUACAUUUUUGGCUGCAAGUAUGAAAGAAGGAAAGCAAGGAAUUCAGAGAAACCAAGAGUCUGUUCAGGUUGGAGCAAUUGAGGCCUGUGUCAUGUGGCUGCUAGAAAAUGAAUUCAUCCAGAUUACAGAAGCCAGUGAUGGAACAGAAGGAAAGGUGUAUCAUCCAACACAUCUUGGUUCGGCUACUCUUUCUUCUUCACUUUCUCCAGCUGAUACUUUAGAUAUUUUUGCUGACCUGCAAAGAGCAAUGAAGGGCUUUGUGUUAGAGAAUGAUCUUCAUAUUGUCUAUCUGGUUACACCUAUGUUUGAGGAUUGGACUACUAUUGAUUGGUAUCGAUUUUUUUGUUUAUGGGAGAAGUUGCCAACUUCUAUGAAAAGAGUGGCAGAGCUAGUGGGAGUUGAAGAGGGGUUCUUGGCUCGCUGUGUGAAAGGAAAAGUAGUAGCCAGAACUGAGAGACAGCACCGACAAAUGGCCAUCCAUAAAAGGUUUUUCACCAGUCUUGUGCUAUUAGAUUUAAUCAGUGAAGUUCCCUUAAGGAAAAUUAUUCAAAAAUAUGGAUGCAAUCGUGGACAGAUUCAAUCUUUGCAGCAGUCGGCUGCUGUUUAUGCAGGGAUGAUUACAGUAUUUUCCAACCGUCUGGGCUGGCACAACAUGGAACUACUACUUUCCCAAUUUCAGAAGCGUCUUACAUUUGGCAUCCAGAGGGAGCUGUGUGACCUGAUUCGGGUAUCCUUAUUGAAUGCUCCGAGAGCCAGGGUUCUCUAUGCUUCUGGCUUUCUUACUGUGGCAGACCUUGCCAGAGCAAAUAUUGCAGAGGUAGAGAUGAUUCUGAAAAAUGCUGUGCCUUUCAAAAGUGCCCGGAAGGCAGUGGAUGAGGAAGAGGAAGCAGUUGAAGAACGUCGGAAUAUGCGAACUAUCUGGGUGACUGGCAGAAAAGGUUUAACUGAAAGGGAAGCAGCAGCCCUUAUAGUGGAAGAAGCCAGAAUGAUUCUGCAGCAGGACUUAGUUGAAAUGGGAGUGCAAUGGAAUCCAUAUGCAUAUUCUAGUACAUGUUCAUUGACUCAUAGUGAGUCAGAAGUAAAGGAACACACAUUUAUAUCCCAAACUAAGAGUUCUUAUAAAAAAAUAACAUCAAAGAAUGAAAACACAAUAUUUAUUGAUUCUUAUAUUAAGCAUUCACCAAAUACAGUGCAAGACUUAAAUAAAAGUAAAGAGCAUACAAGUUCCUUUAAUUGUAAUUUCCAGGAUGGGAAUCAAGAACAUCAGAAAUAUUCCAUUUUCAGAGCAAGAAAACGGGCUUCUUUGGAUAUAAAUAAAGAGAAGCCAGGAGCCUCUAAGAAUGAGGGGGAAAUAAGCAUUAAGAAAGUUGUCCAGACUUUUUCAGAAAAAACAAAAAAGGCACCUUUGAAUUUUAGUUCAGAAAAGAUGAGUAGAAAUUUUCAAUCUUGGAAACACAGAAAGCGUCUCAAGCAAUCCAGGCACAGCAGCCCUCUGAAAGGCUCUGGAGCAUGUAGAAUCAAUUUACAAGGACAGACUCUGUCUAAUUCUAAGCUUUGUGAAGACUCAUUUAGCUUAGAUGAGAAUACAGGAUGUAGAAGUUCAGGGCCAUUUGCUAAAAACAUAUAUUUGAGUGGUGUGGGAAAAGAUGACAAAACAUCAUUCACAUUACAAAUAAAGCAAAGUUGUUCACUAACUAAUGAUAAUUUUGUGGAACAUUUCAUUUCAGGAUCUCAGAGUAUAAAUGGGACCUGUCAGGUCACUAAUGUGGUUAGUGAAAAAGGCAGAGAUAAAGCUGUUGAGGUGGAAAAAAUUAAUGAAGUACUGAUACAAAAUGAUUCAAAAAACCAGAAUGUUUAUGUGAAACACCAUGACACCCAUCCUAUUAACCGGUACCCUCAAAAGCAAUCUAAUGAACAGACAAGCACUUUUAUCAAACAGAAAAAUAUAAUAGAGAAACAAAUGCCCUGUGAGGCAGUCAGUAGUUACAUAAAUGGAGACUUAAAUGUUACUACUGUCAAUUGUGAAAGGAUAAAGCUUAAUACAGAGGAAAAUAAUCCAAGUCAUUUUCAGGCAUUAGGAGAGGAUAUAAGCAGAACUGAGAUACCCAGUGGAGUAUUUCUAUCAACUAGAGCACUUAGCAAAUCAGGAGGCCAACAUGAGAAUUUUCUAAAUAUUUCUAGACUACAAGAAAAAACAAGUGAUUAUACAACAAACAAAAAUAGAAAUAAUGCUGCUGACUCAGGUUUAGUCCUCUGUGAUUUUGAAGAUAGUUUCUACCUGGAUUCUCAGUCAGAGAAAAUAAUACAACAGAUGGCAACUGAAAGUGCCAAACUAGGAGCAGAGGAUACCAGCCUGGCAGCAGGGAUAAGGCAGAAGAGCUUAGUCAAACAGAACUUGAUGAACUCUUUUCAGAAUGAGUGUCACAUUACUUUUCCGGCUGAACAGCAUCCUCUAGGAGUGAAAAACAUAGAUCAUUUGAACCUUAAGACUGUAGGUCCUAUGAAACAAAGCACUGAUUCACAUGGGGUUGAGAUCCUGACUCCAGAAAGCCCAAUUUUUCAUUCUCCGAUACUAUUGGAGGAAAAUGGUCUUUGUUUUAAAAAGAAUGAACUUUCUGUUACUGAUUCCCAAUUGAAUAGUUUUCUUCAAGUUUAUCAAACACAAGAAACUGUGAAACCAGUUACACCUCUGGUUCCCCAAAAGAGAACUCCCACUGGUAUAGGAGAAUGUCUUCCAGUUCCUGAAACGAGUUUGAAUAUGAGUGAUAGUUUACUAUUUGACAGUUUCAGUGAUGACUGUCUAGUAAAAGAACAACUAUCUGUUGUGCAAAUGAAAAAACCCCUUCCUUCAGAAGAACCAUCAAACCAUUUUAGUGAUUCUCUGUGUCUACAUGAAGACCUAAUUAAAAAGUUAAAUGUAAAUGAUAAUCAAGAUAUCCACCAGCAGUUGACUUUUUCCAAAUAUGAAUCUAUAUUUUCAGAAAUGGAUUCUGUUCAGAUGGUUGAAGCUUUGGACAGUGCAGAUAUAUUUCCUGUACAAGAGAAACAUCGUACUGUAGUAUCCCCUAGAGCGUUAGAACUGAGUGAUCCAGUACUUGAUGGGCACCACCAAGGUGAUCAAGAUGGAGGAGAUCAAGAUGAAAGGGCUGAAAAAUCAAUAUUAACUGGGACCAGGCAAAGUAAUUCAUUCAUGUGGUCAGGGGCAUCAUUUGAUCUAAGUCCAGGACUGCAAAUGAUUUUAGAUAAAGUGUCCAGUCCUCUAGAAAAUGAAAAGCUAAAAAUGACUAUAAACUUGUCUAGUUUGAAUGGAAAAAAUACAGAAUUAAAUGAAGAACAAGAAGUUAAUUCAACCUUGGAGACAAAUCAAGUGCAGGAAAAUUCAUUUUCUUCUAAUAAUGAAGUAAAAAAUAAGAUUGAGGUGCCAGAAAACAGUGCCAAUUAUGGUGAAACCUCAUCCCUCUUACGUAUAGUUGAUGAUAAUGGUCUCAUUCCUCCUACACCCAUUCCAACAUCUGCUUCUAAGCUGACCUUUCCAGGGAUUCUUGAAACACCUGUAAACCUUCAGAAAACUAAGAAUGUUUUACAACCCGGUGAAAGUUAUUUACUUGGCUCACCUUCGGAUAUUAAAAACCACGAUUUAAGUCCAGAGAGAAAUGGGUUCAAAGACAAUAGCCCUAUUAGUGACACAAGCUUUUCACUUCAGUUAUCACAGGAUGGAUUACAGUUAACUCCAGCCUCAAGCAGUUCAGAAAGUUUGACCAUAAUUGAUGUAGCAAGUGACCGAAAUCUUUUUCAAACAUUCAUUAAAGAGUGGCGAUGCAAAAGGCAAUUUUCCAUCUCACUGGCUUGUGAAAAGAUUAGAAGUUUAACAUCUUCUAAAACUGCCACUAUUGGUGGUAGGUUUAAGCAAGCUAGCUCACCUCAGGAAACUCCUAUUAGAGAUUAUGGAUUUCCUGUUAAUGGCUGUGAUGAUAUCUUAGUAGUUGGACUGGCAGUAUGCUGGGGUGGAAGGGAUGCCUAUUAUUUUUCAUUGCAGAAGGAACAAAAGCAUUCUGAAAUUAGUGCCAGUUUGGUUCCACCUUCUCUUGAUCCAAGCCUGACUUUGAAAGACAGGAUUUGGCACCUUCAAUCUUGCUUGCAGAAGGAAUCUGAUGAAGAACGUUCCGUUGUCAUCUAUGACUUCAUCCAGAGCUAUAAAAUUCUUCUUCUUUCUUGUGGCAUCUCCUUGGAGCAAAGUUAUGAAGAUCCAAAGGUGGCAUGCUGGUUACUAGAUCCAGAUUCUCAGGAGCCGACUCUUCAUAGCAUAGUUACCAGUUUUCUUCCUCAUGAGCUUCCACUCCUAGAAGGGAUGGAGACCAGCCAAGGGAUUCAAAGCCUGGGGCUGAAUGCUGGCAGUGAGCAUUCUGGGCGAUACAGAGCAUCUGUGGAGUCCAUUCUCAUCUUCAACUCUAUGAAUCAACUCAACUCAUUGUUGCAGAAGGAAAACCUUCAAGAUGUUUUCCGCAAAGUGGAAAUGCCCUCUCAGUAUUGCUUGGCCUUGCUAGAACUAAAUGGAAUCGGCUUCAGUACUGCAGAAUGUGAAAGUCAGAAACACAUACUGCAAGCCAAGCUGGAUGCAAUUGAGACCCAGGCCUAUCAACUAGCUGGCCACAGUUUUUCUUUCACCAGUUCAGAUGACAUCGCUGAGGUUUUAUUUUUGGAAUUGAAGUUGCCCCCAAAUGGAGAGAUGAAAAACCAAGGCAGCAAGAAAACUUUGGGUUCUACGAGAAGAGGGAAUGACAAUGGACGCAAGCUAAGGCUGGGAAGACAGUUCAGCACUAGUAAGGAUGUUUUAAAUAAAUUAAAGGCAUUACAUCCUUUACCAGGCUUGAUAUUGGAAUGGAGAAGAAUCACUAAUGCUAUUACCAAAGUGGUCUUUCCCCUUCAGCGGGAAAAGCGUCUUAAUCCUUUUCUUGGAAUGGAAAGAAUCUAUCCUGUGUCACAGUCGCACACUGCUACAGGACGAAUAACCUUUACAGAACCAAAUAUUCAGAAUGUACCAAGAGAUUUUGAAAUCAAAAUGCCAACACUAGUAGGAGAAAGCCCACCUUCUCAAGCUGUAGGCAAAGGCCUACUUCCCAUGGGCAGUUUGUACCACAGAGGAAAAAUUAAGAAGGGUUGGAGCCUGAACCCUGGAUGCCAAGCACAGAUGGAGGAGAGAGCUGCAGAAAGAGGAAUGCCAUUUUCAGUUAGCAUGCGACAUGCCUUUGUGCCUUUCCCAGGUGGUUUAAUACUGGCUGCUGACUACUCUCAGCUUGAACUGAGGAUCUUGGCUCAUUUAUCCCACGAUCGUCGUCUCAUUCAAGUGUUAAACUCUGGAGCUGAUGUUUUCAGGAGCAUUGCAGCAGAAUGGAAGAUGAUUGAGCCAGAGUCUGUUGGGGAUGAUCUGAGGCAGCAGGCAAAGCAGAUUUGCUAUGGAAUCAUUUAUGGAAUGGGAGCUAAGUCUUUGGGAGAGCAGAUGGGCAUUAAAGAAAAUGAUGCUGCUUGCUAUAUUGACUCCUUCAAAUCCAGAUACACAGGGAUAAAUCAAUUCAUGAGAGAGACAGUGAAGAAUUGUAAAAGAGAUGGGUUUGUUCAGACCAUUUUGGGAAGGCGUAGAUAUUUGCCAGGAAUCAAAGAGAACAACCCUUAUCAUAAAGCUCACGCUGAGCGUCAAGCUAUCAACACAACAGUCCAAGGAUCAGCAGCUGAUAUUGUCAAAAUAGCCACGGUUAACAUUCAGAAGCAAUUAGAGACCUUCCACUCAACCUUUAAAUCCCAUGGUCAUCGAGAGGGUAUGCUCCAAAGUGACCAAACAGUAGGAUUGUUACCAAAGAGAAAACUGCAAGGGAUGUUCUGCCCAAUCAGAGGAGGCUUCUUCAUCCUUCAACUCCAUGAUGAACUCUUAUAUGAAGUGGCAGAAGAAGAUGUUGUUCAGGGUCUUUAUAAGAGGGAAGAAGAUGGUCAGAGUCAGGGAAGAUGUGACAAAGAAACAGAGAAAUAUUUGAAGAUGCUACACUGCUGGCUUUACAGUUGGAAGACGGGGCCAGGAGCCAAGGAAUGCAGGAACCCUCUAAAAAUUGGAAAAGCUACUCUGGGAGGCUGAGGUAGGAGAAUUGCUUGAACUGGGACCAGGGAGGCGAAAGUUGUACAGUGAGCCGAGAUCAUGCCCAUUGCAUUCCAGCCUGGGCUACAGAGUGAGACUUCAUCUCAAAAAAAGAAAAUGAGGAGAAGAGCUACAUUAAAAAAAUGAAUGAAAACAGUCAUCUAUGAAAGGUGGGUGGAAAGGCAUGCAAGGUAUGGGUAUAGGAGUCAGACUUCUCUGACUAUUCCUGUUGAUAUAGUUCUGACUUUUGAAUCACAGAAAUGCUUUAUAUAUUAAAAAUAUAAAAUACAGGCAAACACAAAAUGUUUUGCCUAACCUAAAACAUAAGUGUAUUUUAAUUGUCAAUGAGCCAGGGGUCAAGGCCUUUUGAGCAUGAGUCUGUUGAUUGGAAUUUACUAUGGCUUUUUUAAACCAUAACCACAAUACAUUGUCUUAAGAAAUCCAGUUUCUGUUUUGUAAUGUGAAGUUAGAAAUUAAACAUAAUCAUUGGCUGGGUGCAAUGGCUCACAUCUGUAAUCCCAGCACUUUGGGAGGCCAAGGCAGGUGGAUCACACAAAGUCAGGACUUUGAGACCAGCCUGGCCAACAUGGUAAAACCCCAUCUCUACUAAAAAUAUAAAAAUUAGCCAGGCGCAGUGGCAUGCACCUAUACUCCUACCUACUUGGGAGGCUGAGGCACAAGAAUUACUUGAACCUGGGAGGCAGAGGUUGCAAUGAGCCAAGAUUGUGCUACUGCACUCCAGCAUGGGCCACAGAAUGAGACUACUAAAAAAAAAAAGAUAGAUAAUCACAAAAUAAACUUUGAGCAGUUUCCUUUUGUUUUCUUCCCCGUCCAGAUUCCUGUAACUUUUUCUCAGAGCUUUCAGUUAUCUCACUCAUUUUUGUUCGUUUUUAAGACACGGAGUCUCUUGCUGUCACCAUGGCUGAAGUAUGGUGGCGUGAUCAUAGCUCACUAUAACCCAGAACUCCUGGGCUGAAGUGAUUCUCUUGCCUCAGCCUCUCUGAGUAGCUGGGACUAUCGACAUGCACCACCACACACAACUACUUUUUAAUUUUUUUGGGUAGAGACAGAUUCUUAUUCUGUUGCCCAGGCUGGUCUCAAACUCCUGGCCUCAGGUGAUCCUUCUGCCUCAGCCUAAUUUUCUCAGAAGCAAACUGGCAUGAACAAGUUUGGGACCACAACUAACUCUUGAAGGGCAUCCAACUUGAACUGUGAGAGAAGUAAACAAGAUCAC